AUGGCCUGGUCGCAGGUAGAUCCUACUAAAGCUCAUGUUGCCUAUGCUUGUAUUGCAGUGUUUUGUUCAAUCUUUUCGUUAGUAUCUUUAUUCGUUAAAGAAAAGUUAUAUGUUGGAGAAUCAAUUGCAGCCUCGAUAUUCGGUCUUAUCGUAGGCCCUAGAUGUUUAAAUUGGUUCAAUCCUAUGAGCUGGGGUAAUGCAGAUGAAAUUAUUCUGGAGAUUACUCGAAUUGUUUUAUGCAUCCAAGUGUUUGCUGGUGCAGUAGAAUUACCUCCGAAGUAUAUGUGGAAGCAUGGUAAAUCUGUCUGUCUUUUGACUAUCCCUGCUAUGGUUGCCGGAUGGUUGAUAGUGGGACUUUUUAUAUGGAUUAUUAUACCAGGGCUAAACUUUUCUUCAGGUUUGUUGGUAGCCGCAUGUAUUACGGCUACAGAUCCUAUUCUAGCACAAUCAGUGGUUUCUGGACGAUUUGCACAGAAUAUUGCCCUUCCAAUAAGAUACCUUUUAAGUGCUGAAUCUGGGUGUAAUGAUGGUAUGGCAUUCCCAUUCGUGUUCUUAUCUUUAGACUUAAUUAAAUACUGGGGUCAUGGUGGUGAAGUUGUAAAAGAUUGGUUAUGUAUAUCAGUCAUUUACGAGUGUAUAUUUGGGUCGUUCCUUGGAAUAGUCAUUGGUUGGGUAGGGAAAGAGGCAAUCAAAUUAGCAAAACGAUAUAAUAUGAUAGAUAAAGAAUCUCUUUUUGCCUUUUAUAUCAUUUUGGCAUUCAUGUGUGCCGGAUUUUCAUCAAUUCUUGGAGCUGAUGAUCUUCUUGCUUCAUUCUUUGCAGGAUGUGCCUUUGGCUGGGACGGCUGGUUCCGUGAGCAAACCGCUGAAAGUAACCUGAUUAAUAUUAUUGAUGUUUUGUUAAAUUAUGCUUAUUUUGUGUAUUAUGGUUCUAUCAUUCCAUGGAGUAGUUUUGAUGAUGAUGAGCUUGGACUGAAAGUUUGGCGUCUAAUUUUGAUUGCAGUUGUUGUCCUAUUUUUAAGAAGACUGCCUAUCACAUUAAUGUUAAAACCUUUCUUACCUGAGAUUAAAACCUGGAAAGAAGCAUUUUUUGUUGGACAUUUUGGUCCCAUUGGUGUAAGUGCUCUAUUUGCUGCUUUAACUGCAAAGGCUGAACUAGAAAAAAGUGUUUCAAAAGAUCAGACUCCGCUUCCAAAAUUACCUCCAAAGGGGUCUAAGCAUUGGCAACUUAUGGCAUCUAUUUGGCCAAUUGUUUGCUUUAUAGUUUUUGUUUCAAUUAUUAUCCAUGGUUCAUCUGUGGCAUUUAUGAUGCUGGCAAAACAUUUAAGCUCAGUUAUACCAGAAACAACAAAAAAAACUUCUCAGAAGGAUGAUCCUAGUACUGAAUUGGAAGAUCUUGAGAAUUUUAAUGAUGUUCUAGAGAGACAAACCAUCAAAUCUUCAGGUAAAAUAAACGAAGAGGAUAGUUCGGAAGAUGAUACUUCUUAUGAAGUUAAUGGACCUUCAACAGUAAUGAAAAGAAAACAAUUGCAAAACGAUAUUGCAAGUAGUACACAUAACGCUAUAUAUCCUGAUGACCAGAUUCAAAGUUCCUAUUCUCUUGAAUCUAUGAGAAAGGAUAUUCUAGGUGUAAACACGGAUGGCGUCUCAAGUUGA
Molecule: messenger RNA, 1653 nt
Organism: Henningerozyma blattae CBS 6284
Lineage: Eukaryota; Fungi; Ascomycota; Saccharomycetes; Saccharomycetales; Saccharomycetaceae
Exons: 1
Coding region: 1-1653 (550 amino acids)
Biological process (GO): sodium ion export across plasma membrane; regulation of membrane potential; intracellular potassium ion homeostasis
Cellular component (GO): plasma membrane
Molecular function (GO): sodium:proton antiporter activity
Source: RefSeq, a predicted model, not a curated record